Messenger RNA from Cariama cristata (Red-legged seriema), 1207 nucleotides. It is a transcript of the gene STIM2, whose product is annotated as stromal interaction molecule 2. Lineage: Eukaryota; Metazoa; Chordata; Aves; Cariamiformes; Cariamidae. The record is from RefSeq and is a predicted model, not a curated record. The annotation marks the transcript as partial. Gene Ontology annotation, molecular function: protein binding; calcium ion binding; calcium channel regulator activity. Gene Ontology annotation, cellular component: endoplasmic reticulum; plasma membrane. The transcript has 8 exons. Gene Ontology annotation, biological process: intracellular calcium ion homeostasis; store-operated calcium entry; activation of store-operated calcium channel activity.
UUUCUAAGGGAAGAUAUGAAAUACAAAGAUGCCUCUAAUAAACAUAGUCACCUGCACAGAGAAGACAAACAUAUCACCAUUGAGGAUCUGUGGAAACGUUGGAAAACGUCUGAAGUUCAUAACUGGACUCAAGAGGACACUCUUCAGUGGCUGUCAGAAUUUGUUGAACUGCCCCAAUAUGAAAAGAAUUUUAGAGACAGCAAUGUCAAUGGAACAACACUUCCCAGGAUAGCAGUAAAUGAACAUGCUUUCAUGAUCUCUCACUUGAAAAUAAUUGACCGGAGCCAUAGACAGAAGCUUCAACUUAAAGCCUUGGAUGUUGUUUUAUUUGGACCUCUCACCCGUCCCCCGCACAACUGGAUGAAGGACUUUAUAUUAACAGUUUCUAUAGUUAUUGGUUUUGGAGGCUGCUGGUUUGCAUAUACACAGAACAGAACCUCAAGAGAACAUAUCACAAAAAUGAUGAAGGACUUAGAAAGUCUCCAAACAGCAGAGCAAAGUCUUCUUGACUUGCAGGAAAGGCUUGAAAAGGCACAAGAAGAGAAUAGAAAUGUUGCUGUGGAAAAACAAAAUCUGGAGCGCAAAAUGAUGGACGAGAUCAAUGAUGCAAAACGGGAAGCUCAUCGCCUAAGGGAGCUGAGAGAGGGAGCUGAAUGUGAGCUCAGCAGGCUCAAAUAUGCAGAGGAAGAGCUAGUACAGGUUCGCAUGGCUUUAAAAAAGGCUGAGAAGGAGUUUGAACUGAGAAGUAAUUGGUCUGUUCCUGAAGCUUUGCAGAAGUGGCUUCAGUUAACACAUGAAGUUGAAGUCCAAUAUUACAAUAUCAAAAGACAGCAUGCAGAAAUGCAAUUAGCAAUUGCCAAAGAUGAGGCAGAAAAGAUAAAAAAGAAGCGGAGCACUGUAUUUGGAACAUUACAUGUUGCACACAGCUCCUCCCUGGAUGAAGUGGACCAUAAAAUCCUUGAAGCAAAGAAAGCACUCUCUGAGUUGACGACAUGUUUGAGAGAGCGUCUUUAUCGAUGGCAGCAGAUUGAGAAGAUUUGUGGUUUUCAAAUAGCACACAAUUCUGGGCUCCCAAGCUUGACCUCAUCUCUCUACUCUGAUCACAGCUGGGUAGUUAUGCCUCGAGUUUCCAUUCCUCCUUACCCAAUUGCAGGGGGAGUUGAUGACUUAGAUGAAGAUACUCCUCCAAUAGUUUCACAGUUUCAUG